Paecilomyces variotii is the source of this 2341-nucleotide messenger RNA. RefSeq names its product transcription factor IIIC subunit delta N-term-domain-containing protein. The transcript is spliced from 5 exons. The record is from RefSeq and is a predicted model, not a curated record. Gene Ontology annotation, cellular component: transcription factor TFIIIC complex. Bases 111 to 2300 code for a protein of 729 amino acids. Gene Ontology annotation, biological process: transcription initiation at RNA polymerase III promoter. Gene Ontology annotation, molecular function: histone acetyltransferase activity. Lineage: Eukaryota; Fungi; Ascomycota; Eurotiomycetes; Eurotiales; Thermoascaceae.
GCCUCCACUGCGAUGAAAACGUGGAUAUGAUCAGCACAAUGCGCUUCAAAACUCGAUCGUCUAAGUCUCAAUCAUAGUCGCGCAAAUGAAUCAUAUAGUCUUGUUUUAAUAUGGAACCUAUUGAACUUCAGCUUUUCCCAUCGUGUCAUGAGUGUCUGUCUUGGUCACAAGAUGGAGAACUUGCUGUGGCUGCUGGAGAAUACAUACACAUCCUAUCGCCAAACACUCAGCGCGAUGGGUCAGCAGCUGGGACAGCUGGGCCUUGGGAGUUCACGCGUCUCCGCGCGAAUGUCUUCACUAACAUAGAGUGGCCAACCACCAACCCUGCAGACCGCGAUAGCUUCUCUAUUGGUUCUGAGCAGUCAAUCAGCACAGUCGCUGGCAUUAAGUGGUCUUAUCCUGGAUUGGAAAAGUACAGACGCAGCAUCUUGGCAGUGCUAACUACGAACCUGCUCCUAUCGUUCUAUGAUUCUGGCGGGCUUCGAAACAAAUGGAGUCGAGUUUUUAUCGUCAACGAUGCGUUGAAAUUACAUUUUUCUCAGACAGUUGCUGACAGACGAGUCGUGGCACGAAAGUCGAAGAUACGCUCAUUCGCAUGGUGUCCGCCAUUGAAGCGCCAGAAGCAGCGACAAGAUGGACCAUCCGCGUUGCUGGAGCCGUGGGAAAGUCGUUGGGGUGUGCAUGUGCUUGCAAUAGCCAAUGAUGCCAAUGACCUGGUUUUCGUUCGAGUUUCCAGAACCGCGAGAAGUUCAAGCUCAGAAAAACCUUACGAUAUAGAGGUCCUAUCCGUGAUUUCUCUAGCAAACCCAGCAGAAACAUUUCCAAUGAUCCACGCGCCCUCGAUAUUUGUCUCGGCUGUGAAAUCAAAAGCUAGGAUAUCCCACGUCUCCUGUGGUCCGUGGAUUUAUGAGACCUCUGAAGAAGAUGCCAAGAUAUCAGCCAGGUCGGCCGUGGCAGUCGUCUACGGCACAAAACUAAAGAUCGUUUCUCUGGACGCGACCCUUACUCCUGUAGAGGAACAGGGGCUAUCAAGUCCUGGAUUCAGUGUGAACAUUACAUGCACAAAGAAUACAUAUAUCGAAUCUGCUGGAAAUUUGGAUAAUUAUCGAUUCACUGGAGAGCUCCAAUGGGUAUCUGAGGGAGAAUUCGAUUCGAUAACUAUUUGUGCCGGUGUCUUUUCAGGCCUUGUGACUGUGACUAUGCCUAGAACCAGCUAUGAAGGGGAGGAUAGAAAGUCAGAUAGAAUUGUUGUUCGCGAAAAGCCAUUUUUCCAAGACGUUGUCCCAGGCCACUCCACUGCAGAGGUUUCGGAGAAGACCAAGCACUGGGAACCCAUCAGUGCAACCACCAUUGUUAUCGACGAAGAAACAGGAAAGCAGACACUUCACGUGGGUACGCUAGGUGCAUAUGCAGAGAGUUAUACAUGUCCUACAAUGGAGGAUGGAAUGCAGGUUUUCCAGUCGCCAUGGAAGAAACAAAUGGAGGAUUUCCGCGAGAGAUUUGAUAUUGACCGGGACUUGGGUGGCUUGGCGGUUUCUAGGAUCUGGGGCAUGGAUUCAUGGAAGGGAUUCCUCGCCAUAGCAUUCACGUUGCAUCCAGGAGACAUGGUCGAAUACACAACCACAGCCGAGGAACGUACCACGCUUAUGAUCUCGCACCUCGAUGCACAGAAGGAUGUUUCUGUGGCCACAAUGCUGCACCCACCUGACCCAUCGCCAGAAUUUAUCUCGGAGAAACGAAAGAUGAUACUGCAGUUUACCCUCGGAUUAGAAGCGGAAAACCAGUACAACGAUGCUUGGUCGCAGAAGCUGUUAUACGCUGCAUGUCUUUGCGCAAUCACGAGCUGUCGUGAUGAGAAUAUUCUAUCUCUCGCUCACUCGGUUCUCGAAAAGUUGGAAAGUGCCACUGGUGUAGACUUGGCCGAUGAGAAAUCCAGGUGUAUAGAUGGCGAGUCACUUGCUGUAAGUCCCAAGUCUGCAGAGCAAUUGAGCGGUCCAGGUGGAACGCUCUUUGAGAAAUGCAGCAUAUGUGACGCUGGGAUUGAAUGGUACCAUGCAGCAGAGGCACAGUGCGCAGAAGGCCAUAUUUUCAUCCGCUGCGGCUUAACUUUCCUGUGCAUACCGGAACCGGGGAUAUCGAAAUACUGUUCUGUGUGUGAAACAGAAUAUCUCAACGACGAAGUAUUCGGGCCAGAAUGCGAUCAUGAAGAGCCUCAAGUAGUCUCCUCGAAGUACCAUUUGAUCUUCGAGGCCUUCGACACUUGUGCCUACUGUGGUGGGAAGUUUCAGGAUGGGCACUGAAUAGAAAUCUAUCCUUGCUGACAUUGCGAACUCGACAAUUA